AUGAAGGCUGCAGUAAAAAACAGUGGAAUGUCAUCAAUUCCAUGCUUUAUCCAUACUUUGCAGUUAUGUAUUCAUGACUCUAUAUUUACCCAGGAAACCAUCAAGGAAAUUUUAACUUUAUGGAGAGAAAUAACGACACAUUUUAAUCAUUCGUCAAUAGCAUGUGCAAAAUUAAAAUCAAUUCAGCAGCAGUUAAGUACUGUACCUCACAAAAUGAAACAACAUGUUCCAACUCGAUGGAACAGUUCAUUUGAAAUGCUACAAAGAACGAUUGAACAAAAAGUUCUUUUGGCCACCUAUGUAGCAGAAUAUGAUGAAAUUAAACUUCCUACAAAUUAUCAAUGGGGAAUAGUCGAAAAACUUGUUCACAUUCUUGCUCCAUUUAAAAACUUAACAAAAAAAUGUGGUAGGAGGGACGAAACUUGCGCACAAAUUAUACCAUCUGUUUUUCCAUUAAAAGUUUUAUUACAAAAAGCUUCAUCAAGUGAUAUAUACGCUGGGAUUAUGACAAUGAUUGAUGAGCUAAUAAAAUCUGUUACUAAAAGACUUGAUAAAUUUUUGCUUAAUAAAAUGUUGUAUGUAACUUCUAUGAGAACCGGAAGAAAGCAGAGUGAAAUAUGUUCCGAGGCAGAAAGAGAAUUAGUAGAUAUUGAAGUUGUUACCACUGACAUAAUUAAGAAGAAAAGAAUAUUAAGGUCUGCAAUAACUCAAGAAAUAGACAACUAUUUAUCUCUGCCUCUUUUAGAAAAUCAAAAUUGUCCGUUUUUGUGGUGGAGUAAAUGUGGAAUGCAAUUUGAAAAACUAAAAAAGAUGGCAUUAAAAUAUCUUACAGCACCUCCGUCAUCAAUAGAAAGCGAAAGGUUAAUUAGUGCUGGCGGGGACAUAUACGAAGCAACAAGGAGCAUACUAAAAGCAGAUAACGCAGAAUACCUAAUGUACAUGAUUACUGUUUUUGCAUAG
Molecule: messenger RNA, 960 nt
Organism: Hydra vulgaris (swiftwater hydra)
Lineage: Eukaryota; Metazoa; Cnidaria; Hydrozoa; Anthoathecata; Hydridae
Source: RefSeq, a predicted model, not a curated record